Messenger RNA from Durusdinium trenchii, 774 nucleotides. The record is from the annotation of a GenBank genome assembly. Lineage: Eukaryota; Dinophyceae; Suessiales; Symbiodiniaceae.
CGUGUGAACAAAAGUAGGGUUGUGCUCCGUCAGUUCUCCCACUCAAGCAUCAAAGGCUUGUAAUUUGCAAAAGUCAAUGCAGCAGUUUAUGCCUUUGUUCCUUUUCAAGCCUUUGACUAGUGGUAGGUUAAGAACAGAAGUGGUUUGUUCAGCUGAAACUUCAUGAAGAAAUUUCCCUCAGCCAUUUUCACAUCCCAAGGUCAAAAUUCUUGCGUAAUGCAUUGCAUUGCUUGUCAUGCGCAUUGUUCUUUUGCACUUGCUUAUCGAAAGGCGCAGCCAUUGGCUGUCGCCCACCCCCUGUUGCAAUUGCAGGACGGUGAUACAUUCAAGCAGAUUGGCAAUGCUUUCCAAGUCAAGGGAGAGUUGGCGAACGUGGAUGACCUUAAGAAAGCCAUUGACCCUUCCUUGCCACCCAUCCAAACGUCCAAGAUUGACGUAUACAGCCUCAAGGAUGGAAGUUGGAUUAGAGAAGAAAAGAUGUCGGCAAGCCUUCGCGACACGGAUGAGACAGAUUGCUAUGGCUUCACAUUGCCAUCAGCGUGAGUGCUUUUCUCAGCAGCGUUACGCCUAGCGUUCCACUUGUCUUGCCCUUCUGUGGCUGAGGUGAAACCAAUUGAGAGCAAGGGUUCCCAAUAGUUUCACCGAAUUCCAUCUUUGGAGUAAAUGUAGAGUGGAUGUCGCUGUGGCAUGACCGUGCAUCACUCACAAGAUAUGAGACACUGCGUUGACACUCUUGUCCAGCAGGUUGUGCACACAGCGGGUGCAGAAACAGUG